CGUGACGCGGCGUGCGGGGCGGGGCCGGGCGGCGGCGGCGGCCAAGAUGGCGGAGCUGGACCUGCUGGGCUCCAUCCUGCGCGCCAUGGAGCCGCCGCCCGCCCGGGGCCGCCGCGAGGCCCGCCGCGCCAGGGAGCAAACGGCCCAGCUGAAGAAGCUGCAGGAAGAGGACAAACGGCAGAAGGUGGAGUUCCGCAAGCAGAUGGAGAAGGAGGUGUCUGGCUUCAUUCAGGACAGCAGCCAAACCAAGAAGAAAUUCCAGCCCAUGAACAAAGUGGAGCGCAGCAUCCUGCAUGACGUGGUGGAAGUAGCAGGACUCACCUCCUUCUCCUUUGGCGAGGAUGAGGACUCGCGCUACGUCAUGAUUUUCAAGAAGGAAUUUGCCCCCUCGGAUGAAGAGCUGGAAACUUACCGCAGAGGGGAGGAGUGGGAUCCGCAGCAGGCCCAGGAGAAGCGUCGGCUCAAGGAGCUGGCCGAGAAGCAGGCUGAAGAGGAAGCCCUGAGAGGUCCCGCGGUGGUGAGCCCCAACACAGACUACAAAGACAAGUAUAGCCAUCUCAUCGGCAAGGUGGCUGCCAAGGAUGCUGCCCACACCAUGGAGGCAAACAAGGCCUACGGCUGCGUUCCUGUGGCCAACAAGAGGGACACGCGCUCCAUUGAGGAGGCCAUGAACGACAUUCGGGCCAAGAAGCGCCUGCGCCAGACAGAGGAGGAGACCCCUGCGCCGCCUGCCAAGAGCUCCUAGGGCGGGGAUUGUCACCGCAGGGCACACGUGUGUGUGUGUGUAUCAGGAACUGUCUCCAGAGCUCCUGCUGCUGCUGCUAUUUGUGAGUCCCGUUUGGGAGGCUCCAGUGUGGAGGAGGAGGAGCAGCUGCGGCCCCCCUGCCCUACUCUCCCUUCUCCGUUGCACUUCUCAAGUAUUUAACCAAUAGUUUAGGGUGGUGUUUUGAUUUUAAUACUGGCCAUGGAGGUGAAGGUGAUCCGUUCUGCCCCGAGAGAGAGCCUGGGCCGAGCUGAGAAGCCAGGAGGGCUGCACCCUCCGUGUGCCUUGGGACAACUGCAGAGGGCCAGCCACAUGCCCUCUCAGCCCCUCCCUUACUCAAAUGCAGCCAGCCCUUCUAGCCCAUGGAGGGAGUCUUGCAGGCCCUGCCCUCACCCCCGCCAUGGAGGCCUGUUUGGCUGUAGCAUUAGAGGGCUAUUCUCCCACCAGAGGGAGCGGCAGCUAGUGGUGUUCUUCUGCCCAGGAGCACUGUUCCCCUUGCUCUCUUUUGUGUAGCUGCUGGCACUCCUGGCCACAUGAGCCCAGAUCACCAUCUCUCUUACAGCACAGGAAUGGCUCUGUGGGAUUCAGGCCAGAUCACGGCCUGGGAGGAGGCAUGGCUGGAGUUGGAGGGUGUCACGCCUGCUUUUCAAUUCCUGGCCUCGGCUGGAGGGUUUUUAUUAAGUUGUGCUUUAUGUAUCUCCUCCAAAGUGGACUGGCUGUGGGCUCCCAACAUCUCUGCCUGUCUGUCCAGUCUCCCAUGAUUGUGAAUUCUGGUGCAGGAGGCGGAGGUGGCAGCCGCAUAGAGGUGUGCAGCAUUAAAAUCAGUUUUGAA
Messenger RNA from Eublepharis macularius, 1595 nucleotides. It is a transcript of the gene SPAG7, whose product is annotated as sperm associated antigen 7. Gene Ontology annotation, molecular function: nucleic acid binding. The record is from RefSeq and is a predicted model, not a curated record. The transcript is spliced from 7 exons. The coding region runs from base 47 to 745 and encodes 232 amino acids. NCBI's taxonomy places the organism in Eukaryota, Metazoa, Chordata, Lepidosauria, Squamata, Eublepharidae.